Molecule: messenger RNA, 2028 nt
Organism: Ornithodoros turicata
Lineage: Eukaryota; Metazoa; Arthropoda; Arachnida; Ixodida; Argasidae
Exons: 11
Coding region: 514-2028 (504 amino acids)
Biological process (GO): negative regulation of DNA-templated transcription
Molecular function (GO): DNA binding
Source: RefSeq, a predicted model, not a curated record
UUCUCAAGGUAUUGCUUUUUGCGCUUUUUACCUCGUUGACGCCUCAGCAUGUUUACGAACUUACGAACGAUGCGCUGUCAAAUGCUUGUUGUUUGUUCCCGGGCUUUUGCGUCGUACAAAGCUCAAAGCGAAGUGCUGGCACAACUAUUAUAAUAAUUAAAAAUAAGGAAACAGGCCCCAUUGCGUGUGAAAUGGAAUUCUAAUUCUCUAUUGUUUCUGUGUCUACCAUUUCGGAAUUAUAUCUUCAACUUUUCAUCGUUCACGAAAUUUUUAGGAACUACAUCGCUGUAGUUGCGGAAGUGGCGCAGCAGGAAGUCGCCGCCUCACAGCAGCAUCGUUCACGGCGCCAAAGUUUCAUUCCUGCGCAGACCGCGCGUUUUGUGUUGUGAAGUUUUUAGCUUUUUUUUCACGCCACAUGUACUUUCGUGUGUCUAAUUACGGCGAGUUAUUUCUCACUCACGUGAAUGCAACUCUCGGUACUGUUGCCAAAAGCAGUGUGUUCUCUCGCAGACGAUGCACGCGUUCGUUAAAUACGUGGAUGACGGCAUGGAAGCUGUGCUUCCUGUCAAUCUUAUUAAAGAUUUUCGUCCCGCAACAACGAAUGGCUGCAAGAAAGUCAUUAGGGAGGCAUUUUGGUGUGACGAAGAUGGUGAAUUAGCUGGCUAUUAUUCUGCAGAGGUGAAAAUGUUAGCAGAGACGGAGGACCUCCUAAUACAGACGAUGUUGGCACAAAACAUUGCUAUUCCCCGGAUAUUGAGGAGUGAUUGCGCAUCAGGUGUACCGACAGAAGGAACUCCUCCAACAAAGAAGCAACGAAGAUUAAAUGAAAAAGUAUCUCGCAACAGAGACAUGAGGAGAAUUAUGUCAAAGGAGGGAGAAGCACCCAUGGCAGCAGCGGUCAUCCCUGUGGACACACCAACACAGCCAGGAAGCGAUGCUCAAAUGGGCCUCCUCCAAUCAGCGCAGGAGCUACGUGCUGCCUGGACCACACUGAACUCCCCUGAGAAUGCAACCGACAUGUGGAUGCAUGAACCAGUCACUGUGUGUCACCAGGAAACCUGUGCCGAACCUUUCAGUUGUACCCCUACCAUUGACAGUGUUGCUCGGAAUGAGGAUACGUCUCACAGCACACGAGAAUAUCAGAAAAUGAUGCCACAUCCACCAGAUCAGACCUGCACUACGUCGUCGACUCCCAUUGAUUCCCAACAGAGGAACAGCACAGCCAACAUUGAGUCCGUGACAGGGCCUCGCCAAAGACCUAAGGCAGCAUCAUGUGUACAGGGAAAGGGCAAAGCUCAGAACAGAAGCUCAGUUCCACUACUGAAGGCUGUUGAGAACAAGGUCACUGCGUCGUGCUUGCAGGUAGAAAGCUGUGUGCAGCCUCACAGUCCCACCCGCUCUGUUGACAUUGUUGCUAGGGAUGAGGAUGGUUCUACCAGCACGGUGGAAAGUCAGAAACUGAUGCCACGUCCGCCGGGUGAGCCCUGCACCGCGUCAUCGACUCCCACUUAUUCGCAACAGAACAGAAGCACAGCCAAUGUUGAGUUCAUCACGCAGCCUCACCAAAGACUUAAACCAAGAAAAGGCAAAUGGGUGGUCCAGAAUACAAGUUCUGUGCCACUACUCAAGGUAGUUGAGAAUAAAGUGCACAUGGGAAAUGACAUCUAUGUGAGCCAGGAGAAGCUAACAUGGGAGAUGGAAUCGAAUAAGGACUCCAGGUUUUGUCGUGAUAUGUCACGACUAGUAUGGACUGAUGAAGAGCUGCACGGAAGGAGCGUGACUGGCAAAGCCUGCAACCGUUUCGCAAAAGAGGGUGCAGUGCCCAAGCCUCCACUUACACCUGUCAAGGUCCAGGCAGUCUUUAAUGGGUACCACCAUUUUGUGCUGUCAAAAGAAACCCCAGCACCAUCCCCGAAGAGGAUCAACAGUUUUGCGCUACACAUGAGGAGCUUCCUCAAUGAUUUGAAUAAAGAGCAAAAUCUGUGUUGGUCAGGACUGCAAUCUGAAUCUCACAGCAAGGUCCUGUAG